AUGCCUGGAUCCGGCGACUUUCAAGUAAUCUACCAGCAAAUCCUGCGGCAGAAUCAAGCGAUGGCGGAGCAAAACACCCGGCUGAUGGAGAUGAUGGAACGUUUUGGCAAUCAAGAAAACGUUUCCAUCGGUCGGCGGGCAGCCCGGAGUUCAUCAUCGAGUUCGGGAGUUCGGGUCCGGGAGUUCGUCUACGAUCCAGACAACGGGCUCGUUUUCGACCGGUGGUACCGGAAGUACGAAGACCUUUUCCUCAAGGACGGAGCGAAGUUGGACGAUGCGGCGAAAGUGCGGUUGCUGUUGAGAAGCCUCAGCGUGACGGUGCACGACAAGUACGUCAACUUCGUGCUCCCAAAGCACCCCAUGCCAACGUCUGCAAACCUCAAGCACGACACGGCCAUAGUGGAACACAAGAAAUCGGUGAGUACAAUCUGCGCAGUCAAGCAGAACAAGCCUCCAUCGAUGACACCGAGUUCCAAAGAGAAGGAGAAGACGAAGUCCGAAGGUCCAAAAACACCCUGCUGGCAGUGUGGCGGAAUGCACUACGUCCGGGACUGCACCUACACGAAGCACGUUUGUCGGGACUGCAAGCAAACCGGCCACAAAGAAGGGUAUUGUGGCAGCUACACUUCGAAGGCGGCACUCAAGAAGAAGAAGCACGUGAACGGAAUUUUCUCCAUCAACCAGGUCAGCUGCACUUCUAGACGGAAGUUCCUAACGGUGGAUAUCAACGGGUCUCAAGUGACCAACAACAGCAUCAACCUGAUCGGUCUGGAAUGGAUCGAGCUGUUCAAGCUGUGGGACACCCCGCUAUCUACAAUCUGCAACCAGGUCCACGUUGCCGAUGGUCAAGUCAAGCAAAUCCAAGUGUACAAAGCUGCGUAUCCCGAAGUGUUCAAGAACGGCCUCGGACGCUGCAAGAAGAUGAAGGUCCGACUCUAUCUCAAGCCCGAUGCCAAACCCGUUUUCAAGCCGAAGCGCCCAGUUCCUUUCACGUCCAUGGAGAAGAUCGAUGCGGAGCUGGACCGACUUCAAUCGCUGGGCAUCAUCACGCCUGUCGAUUUCUCGCAGUGGGCGGCUCCGAUCGUCGUAGUGAAGAAGCCCGGAGGAAAACUUUAUGGGUGCCGGUAUUUCAGCGUCAUCGACCUGAGUGACGCCUAUCUUCAAGUUGAAGUUGACGACUCGAAGCAGCUGCUCACAAUCAACACGCAUCGAGGUCUCUUCCGCUUCAACCGGCUCGCACCAGGAGUAAAAUCCGCUCCCGGGGCCUUCCAGCAGUUGAUGAACAGCAUGGUUGCCGAUCUCGAAGGAGUGGACACGUUUCUGGACGACAUCUUCGUGGCCAGCAAAACCGAAGAGGAGCACCACAAGAUGCUCAAAGCACUGUUUCAACGCCGUCAAGCCUACGGUUUCGUUCUGAGGGAAGAAAAGUGCAACAUUCUGCAGACGGAGGUAAAGUAUUUGGCGCACAUCGUAGACGAGAACGGUCUCCGUCCUGACCCAUCCAAGGUGGAAGCCAUUGUCAAGAUGCCACCGCCCAAAGAUGUCACAACUCUACGCUCGUUCCUUGGUGCGGUGAAUUUCUACGCGAAGUUUGUCCCGGAGAUGCACCAACUGCGGCGGCCACUCGACGCGCUGCUGAAGAAUGCCAAAUUCGUUUGGAACAGCGAGUGCCAGAAAUCGUUCAGGCGCUUCAAGGAAGUACUCCAGUCGGAUUUGCUUCUGACACACUACGAUCCAUCACUAGCCAUCAUAGUUGCUGCCGACGCCUCGCAGUCCGGAAUCGGUGCCUGCCUUCUACACAGGUUCCCCGAUGGCUCACUCAAAUCUAUCGAGAAGGAAGGUCUUGCACUGGUGUUUGCCGUAACGAAAUUCCAUCGGAUGCUGCUUGGACGCAAGUUCACCCUCCAGACGGAUCAUCAGCCACUCCUGCGGAUAUUCGGACAGAAGAAGGGUAUUCCGGUUCACACGGCCAACCGCCUUCAACGUUGGGCCCUGACGCUUCUGUGUUACAACUUCGACAUCGAGUACGUGUCCACCACGCAGGUUGGAUAUGCCGACGUACUGUCCCGCCUCAUCAACGGUUACGUCAAAGCAGAGGAGGACUUCAUCAUCGCAUCGAUUCAACUGGAAGACGACAUCGAUAUUCCACUCCAGGAAGCCAUCAGUUCGCUGCCAGUUACGUUCAAAGCGGUUCGCGGUGCUACUCUCCAGUGCCCGGUUCUCCAACAAGUGAUCCAGUACAACCAGCGUGGAUGGCCCUCCAAAAUCGAUGACAUCGCUAACGCUGAAGUUCGCCCUUUCUUCGCUCAUCGAGACGCUCUAUCGGUAGUGAAUGGGUGCGUCAUGAUGUCCAACCGUUUGGUGAUUCCGGACAGUUUUCGGCAGCGGAUUCUCAAGCAACUCGACCGAGGACAUCCGGGAAUGAAGCGGAUGAAAGCUAUCGCACGUAGUCACGUGUACUGGCCGAGGAUCGAUGACCACAUUGCUGAUUUUGUGAAGAGAUGUGAAAGCAGUGUUGAAAAUUAUUAUUAUUAUUAA
Messenger RNA from Armigeres subalbatus, 2538 nucleotides. RefSeq lists its product as uncharacterized. The transcript is spliced from 4 exons. Lineage: Eukaryota; Metazoa; Arthropoda; Insecta; Diptera; Culicidae. Bases 1 to 2538 code for a protein of 845 amino acids. The record is from RefSeq and is a predicted model, not a curated record.